CGGGGAUUUCCCGCCGGGAGGAGCAGCCCGGGCACAUUCCUGGCGCGGAGCCUCCCUCCGGGCAGGGUUUGUUUUCCCCGGGAGCCCCGGAGACCAUCCCGGGAUCGCAGCUCCGCUCCCCUCGCACCGGAGCCAUGCGGGGGGGCGCGGCCGGGGACCCCCGCGGGCUCUGGGGGGCCGCCCCGGCGGGGACCCCCUUUGUCCCACCCAGGCCCCUGGCCGUGGGAUCGCCGCCGCUGCUGCUGCUGCCGCCGCCCGGGCCCGGGGCCGCCCCGCCGGGACCCCCGCCCGGCCCGGGAGAUUUGAUGGAGCUGAUGCUGAUUCAAGCCUCCCAAAUGCACCAGCUGCUGAUGCAUGGCCUGGCCGUGGCGGCUCUGAUGCCCCUGGGUGCGGGGCCAGCCCCAGCCCCUGCCCAGGCGCUGCCGGGGCCUUGGCAGGGCGAGGAGGAAGAGGAGGCCGUGGUUUUCCACCAUCACUACAUCCCCUGGCCCACGCCCGGCCCGGUCCCCGUGCGCUUCCUGCGCUCCUCGCCUCGCAGAGCUGUGCCCCCCCCGCCGCCCCCCAGUGCCACCGGGACAGUGGGACCCGGCGUCCCCCCAGCAGCGGAGUACUACAGCGCGGAGGAGCGGGGGCUGUGAGCUCUGCCCCCCUCGAUGCCCCAGUCCCAGAUGGAUGCUCUGCUCUUCCCGUGGUUUGUGGUGGUCCCAGGGCAGGGGUGUCCCAGCCCUGUCCCAGCCCUGUCCCAGCCCCGGUGCCAGCCAGACCCUGUGCCCCCCUGAGCCACCAGGCUGGGGUGGCACAGGCUGUGCUGUUUCCCGGGGUGGGCACAGACGAUGCUCCCAGCCUUCAUUAGUCCCUCCAGCUCUCGAUGCAGCCUUGCCUGUAAUUAAUUUGCUUUGUUAAGAGAGCACCCUGCUGUCGCUAAUUAAGCAUCUGUAAUUACA
Molecule: messenger RNA, 944 nt
Organism: Taeniopygia guttata (zebra finch)
Lineage: Eukaryota; Metazoa; Chordata; Aves; Passeriformes; Estrildidae
Gene: PRR29
Product: proline rich 29
Source: RefSeq, a predicted model, not a curated record